UUCUCUUUCAGGUGAGAAGUAACUAUUAUGCUUUUUAAAAAAAAAAAAAAAUAACAUAACCAAGAUUUGUUUCUAUUAAUUUUAUUAAAUUUUUAAUUUAAAAGUUACUAUUUUAAAAAUUUUAAUAUUAAAGAUGGCUGAUAAAGAAAGAUAUUUGCAAAUAAUUUUACUUUUAAAUCUAUUGUUGCAAUUUUGUUCCUCGACAAAUAACAAUAAAUACACAUUGGAAUCUGUGCACAUUAUAUUUAGACACGGUGAUCGAACGCCAAGCAAAUUAGAAAUAUAUCCUACAGCACCUUAUAAUCCUAUUUACGAGUCACUUGGUUAUGGCCAAUUAACCGAUAAAGGGAAAAUAAGAGAGUUCCAGCUUGGUGCGUUGUUGAGAACAAAGUAUAGUAAAUUUUUAGGUGGUCACCAUACGUAUGGCAGCGUGUAUGCCUAUAGUUCGGAUGUAGAUCGAACAAAAAUGUCGUUGCAACUAGUUCUGGCCGGUAUAUAUCCACCUACGAUUGACGAGGAAGGAAGUAUCCGUUUGUCACCGAUACCAGCUUAUUAUGUGCCAAAUAUCGUGGACAGUUUAUUGUUUCCAUCGUUAUGUCCGAAGUACCAAAAAGAAUAUUUCAAAGUAUCCAAUUUGCCUUUAAUUCGUAAAGAAAUAUUGAAAAACAAAGAUCUUUUAAAUUAUCUUGAAGAGUACACUGGUUUAAAUAUGACGACUAAUCCACUUCUCCAAAUAUAUAAAUUACACCAUUUUUUGAUGUCACAGAUAAGUAUGAAUAUCGCCCUUCCGGAAUGGGCAACCGAAAACGUUCGACAUAGGAUAGAAAAACUCGUGGCAUUAGAAUAUAAUAUUUUAUCUUUUAACACGUUAAUGAAACGAUUGAAUGGAGGUUUUAUUAUAAAAGAAUUCAUAAAAAAUCUAAAUAAAUCAAAUAAUACAAGCAAUCCCAAGAUUUAUGUAUACAGUGGACAUGAAUUAAACAUUGCAGCUUUUGCCAAAGCACACGAUUUGAUCGAACCAAAACUGCCUGCCUUUGGAUCUGCAAUUAUAGUCGAAAAAUUGCGAAAUCAUUGUGGUGAAGUUUAUAUUCAAAUGCAUCUAUGGACUGGAGUUACGGAACAAUUAAUCACUUAUAAAAUUCCCAAAUGUGAAAAAAUAUGUCCUUAUAAUAAAUACUUAAAGCUUAUCGAACAUGUUAUUCCUUGCGAUGAAGAAAUAAAUUGUUUAUGGAAUAAUAUAUCGAUGAAUACUUUACAAGCAUAUUACCAUGGUGAUAAAACAAUAUCUAUAUACAAUAUUCUGUCAUAACCUCACACUAAUCGCGAUGAUACAUCUGCAAGGAAUAUGAAACUCGAGUUUCGUCUCAUUUUUGUUAAUAGAAAAACCUUUUUUUUACAAUAAAUGGAAAAGGCCAAAUAUUCGAAAAAA
Molecule: messenger RNA, 1429 nt
Organism: Apis mellifera (honey bee)
Lineage: Eukaryota; Metazoa; Arthropoda; Insecta; Hymenoptera; Apidae
Product: venom acid phosphatase Acph-1
Exons: 6
Coding region: 134-1309 (391 amino acids)
Biological process (GO): dephosphorylation
Molecular function (GO): phosphatase activity
Source: RefSeq, a predicted model, not a curated record